This is a messenger RNA of Truncatella angustata, 999 nucleotides long. RefSeq lists its product as uncharacterized. The record is from RefSeq and is a predicted model, not a curated record. Lineage: Eukaryota; Fungi; Ascomycota; Sordariomycetes; Amphisphaeriales; Sporocadaceae. The transcript has 5 exons. The coding region runs from base 1 to 999 and encodes 332 amino acids.
AUGAAGUGGUUUACGGCAGCAAGUAUUGCUUUAAUCGCGCCUGUUCACGCUGGGCUUCGAUUUCAGUGCUCGACUUUGAUAAUCGAACGUCUUGAUCCAGUUGUUCAGCCAGGCUCAAACCCAUCCUCUCAUGUUCAUCAUAUUGUCGGCGGAAAUGCUUUCAACGCUACUAUGGAGGGUGAUGUUGCCAGCAGGGCUACUUGUACCACUUGUGAGAUGGCAGAAGACUUUUCAAAUUACUGGACCGCUGUCUUGUAUUUCAAGCAUUCAAACGGCUCUUACCAUCGAGUGCCAGUUAUUCCUGUUAACCCUGGGAAUCUGGAUGGCUACUCUGGUACCCAGGGUGGACUCACUGUCUAUUACACGCAAUAUGAUCUAUCCAGGGAUAACAUAAAACAACAACCUGUCAAGACCUUCCCGCCGGGUUUCCGUAUGACAGUGGGUAGCCCCAGCGUAACCUCAAACCAACACGUCGGCCUGCGUUAUCAGUGUUUGCAAGCCAACGGGAACAGAGGCCCAGAGAUAACCGACUUCCCUAAACAAGCAUGUCCAGGCGGUAUCUUCGUUACUCAACACUUCCCUGCAUGCUGGGAUGGUAAGAACCUUGAUAGUCCAGACCAUCAAUCACAUGUGUACAACACUAUAUCUUUGGAUGGUUUCACAAAUGCCCCGGCAUGCCCAUCAUCUCACCCCGUUCGGGUGCCACAGGUGGCUUUUGAGACUGUUUGGGACACGAGCAAGUUCAACAGCAUGUGGACCUCGGGGGCUCCCAACCCAUAUGUAUGGAGUUUCGAGGGUACAGGAGCCGGCACACACGCCGACUAUAUGUUUGGCUGGAAAGGUGAUGCUCUGCAGCGUGCCAUGAACAAGUCUGAGUGCUUUUACGAUGGUUGUGGCUCCAUCACAAAACAGGCCAUGCAAACAGCCAGUCAAUGCACUGUCAAAGAUGCGAUUGGUGAGGACACACUAGGGUGGCUCGCCAAACUACCAGGGAUGUGA